GCGACCGCUGCAGAGCUUGGGACACGGCGAGGCGCCUGCGCUGCCUGCACUGCGGCGAAGAGCUCGCCGAGCUCGGGAGGCCCCUGCAAACGGAGGAUGCUGCAAAGCGGUGUCGAUGUUUGUCGUGCGGAGCCGCCCUCUCGGAGCAGCUCUUGUGGGAGAAGGAGCAGACGGCGGUUCGGAGUUGGAGGCAGCUGGAGAGCCACCUGGGAGAGUCAUCCUCCAAGCUUCUGUCGCCCUCAAUCUUUAUCCGCACGUUUGCGCAGGAGGGUCGACAGAGAUGGACGGAGACAUGGCGCAGGUUGCAGGUAUGGCGGAAGCAGCACGAGCCCGUGCUUUCGCCGAGGCACUGGGCGAUGGCCCAUGCAAAGCUGCUGUCUGCAGAGCUGUCCUUGGUGCGUCUCGAUGGUGGCUUCCCAUUGCCGAUCUCCGCCGCUUCCGUCGUCGCAGGGGCCGCAAACUUCGUCGAUGUUUCCAUCGAGCUCUGUCCUGAGGCUUCCUGGCUGACCAAAGAGAUCCAGGCGGACGUGCGUCAGUGGCUUCCAAAGCUGUACCAGGAGAUGAACUUCGAAAUCGAGCCUGCAGCGAUAGCGGAGGCCCUGGCGAGCUUGGCCCACGAUGUGCCCCUCCGCAUCCAGCUGGACGAGAUGGACUAG
Symbiodinium sp. CCMP2456 is the source of this 656-nucleotide messenger RNA. The record is from the annotation of a GenBank genome assembly. Lineage: Eukaryota; Dinophyceae; Suessiales; Symbiodiniaceae.